This is a messenger RNA of Daldinia childiae, 1449 nucleotides long. RefSeq names its product Mitochondrial inner membrane protein OXA1. Gene Ontology annotation, biological process: protein insertion into mitochondrial inner membrane from matrix; mitochondrial respiratory chain complex IV assembly. The coding region runs from base 1 to 1449 and encodes 482 amino acids. The record is from RefSeq and is a predicted model, not a curated record. Gene Ontology annotation, cellular component: mitochondrial inner membrane. The transcript is spliced from 3 exons. NCBI's taxonomy places the organism in Eukaryota, Fungi, Ascomycota, Sordariomycetes, Xylariales, Hypoxylaceae. Gene Ontology annotation, molecular function: membrane insertase activity.
AUGCUGCCGAGUAGAGGACUUCCAAGAUCAAUUCCAGCCUCUGCGCUGCGGAAUACCUGGUCUACUCGGACACAGGUACAGUCGCGGUCUACGCCGUUGAGUAAAAUUCGGAAUAUUUCGUGUGCGCCGACAUCUUUAUUCGACUCUCGAACAAUUGUCGCAGGUACCGCAUCCGGCGUAUUCGCCCAGCGCUCUGGAGCUUCGCGAAAUCUUUCAUUAUGGCCCUUCUCUUCUAAGAAAGAGUCGCCAAUCGAAACGCAACCCGCUUCUACCCCAGAGCCUAUAUUAUCAGAGCCCCCGGCGCCUGUCGAGAAUUAUGAACCCCUCCCCGAGAACUCUUUCGCAAGUACAACUUCGACUUCCGCUCCGAUAGAUCACACACAGAGCGCCUUCAGCGACUUGGACCUGACUUCCGUCCUCGAUAUCCCCGAGCAGAUAGGAUAUCUCAAGAAUCUCGGAUUAGAUUUCGGAUGGGGUCCAACUUCCUGUUGCGAAUGGGUUCUCGAACAUCUGUACAUAUACACAGGCAUGCCAUGGUGGGCUACCAUCGCCGCGGUGGCUGCCGUAUGGCGUCUCGCCAUGUUCUGGCCUACUUUGACAGCUAGCAAGCAUAGCGCGUUGAUACAACAACUCGAAAGGAAUCCGGUAUACGCCAAAGCUAAGGAAGAAUUUAACGAGGCCGCAUGGAAAACUCGCGACCGCGUUGCUCAAAUGCGAGCUUCGGAAAAGAUGAUGAGGUUAAAAAAGGAGACGGGUGCUAGCACACUUCGUAUGUUCGCUACAUUUUGGACCGUCCCAUUUAGUUUUGGCAUGUUUCGACUGCUCCGAGGCAUGGCCGCCCUGCCCGUACCUAGUCUUGAGACUGGAGGCUUCGCCUGGUUCACCGAUCUGACCGUUUAUGAUCCUUACUACAUUCUGCCCAUAACUUCUAUAGCUCUCACGGCUGUUAUGUUCAAGCAAACAAGGGCCGCCAACUUAUCAAAGGAUCCGACAACCGAAAAUAUCACCAAGCUAAUGAUGUACGGUCUGCCUCCCGUCGUAUUCCUCGGCACGGCUUGGCUCCCCGCGGGUGUCCAGUGGUUCUUCCUAAUGCUCACCACGGGAUCCAUCGUGCAGACGUCGGCGACUCUUAACCCAACCAUCCGCCGCUUAGCCGGCCUUCCUCCUCUUCCAAACCGGAGUGGAGGACUAAUUUCGACCGCCGCAGUGGCUACCCCGACGUGGCAAGCACCAACACCCCCCAGCCAGAGAUCCGCAAGCAACAAUGCAAGUGGGGCUACUAAGGGAAUCACCGAAUCGGCCAAAGGCCUAUUAGGCGUCGAUAAGCAGAAGGAGGAGUGGAAGAAGGCCCAGGCGUACGAAGAGCGCAGGGCCGCGGAAGAAAAGGAAAAGGCGUACCGGAGGAUGGAGGAUCUACGUCGGAAACAAGCCGGAAAGGGAGGGUUAUGA